GCUCUAUCCGAAAGCGGGGUCGGGCCGAGGCGCAAGUCUCAGCUUGGUUGUGUCACCUCUCGACCCCAGGGCAUCUUCGGCCCCGCAAGUUCGGUGGCCCCGCAAACUUAGGGGCGCACCUGACUCGGUACUCGGGAGCCGAGAGGGGGCGCCGCGGGCGCGGGCGGGGGCGGUGUCCCGGGCGCGGGGCGCGGGGCGGGCGCUCCGGGAGGCGGCGGGCGGGGCGGGCAGGGGGCGGGGGCGCGGCUCCGAGCCCCGCACUCCCCCGCCGCGCACACUCUCCCGCAGCCCAGCCGCGCAACCCCAAGCCGCCGGCUCAGCCAGCCAGCGCCCGGCGCCCCGCACCUCGCGCCCCGCUCCCGGCCGGGCUUCGCGCAGCACCGCGCCUCGCGGCGUGCUAUGUGGAUUGUCCCGGCGGGGCCGGCCCGCGGGAUCUGCAGCGCCCGGCCCGCGGCCCCCGAGGUUCGCGGGGACUAUGACCCGGAAGGCGCGGCGCUGCCUGGGCCACCUCUUCCUCGGCCUGGGCAUGGUCUACCUUCGCAUCGGUGGCUUCUCCUCGGUGGUGGCUCUGGGCGCGAGCAUCAUCUGUAACAAGAUCCCAGGUCUGGCUCCCAGACAGCGGGCGAUCUGCCAGAGCCGGCCCGACGCCAUCAUCGUCAUAGGAGAAGGCUCGCAAAUGGGCCUGGAUGAAUGUCAGUUUCAGUUCCGGAAUGGCCGCUGGAACUGCUCGGCGCUGGGGGAACGCACCGUCUUCGGGAAGGAGCUCAAAGUGGGGAGCCGGGAGGCUGCGUUCACCUACGCCAUCAUCGCGGCUGGCGUGGCACACGCCAUCACAGCUGCCUGCACUCAGGGCAACCUGAGCGACUGCGGUUGCGACAGGGAGAAGCAGGGGCAGUACCACCGGGAUGAGGGCUGGAAGUGGGGCGGCUGCUCGGCCGACAUCCGCUACGGCAUCGGCUUCGCCAAGGUCUUCGUGGACGCUCGGGAGAUCAAGCAGAACGCCCGCACACUCAUGAACCUGCACAACAACGAGGCGGGCCGCAAGAUCCUGGAGGAGAACAUGAAGCUGGAGUGCAAGUGCCACGGGGUGUCGGGCUCCUGCACCACCAAGACGUGCUGGACCACGCUGCCGCAGUUCCGGGAGCUGGGCUACGUGCUCAAGGACAAGUACAACGAGGCGGUGCACGUGGAGCCCGUGCGCGCCAGCCGCAACAAGCGGCCCACCUUCCUCAAGAUCAAGAAGCCCCUGUCCUACCGCAAGCCCAUGGACACGGACCUGGUGUACAUCGAGAAGUCGCCCAACUACUGCGAGGAGGACCCGGUGACGGGCAGCGUGGGCACCCAGGGCCGAGCCUGUAACAAGACGGCUCCCCAGGCUAGCGGCUGCGACCUCAUGUGCUGCGGCCGCGGCUACAACACCCACCAGUACGCUCGCGUGUGGCAGUGUAACUGCAAGUUCCACUGGUGCUGCUACGUCAAGUGCAACACCUGCAGCGAGCGCACCGAGGUCUACACCUGCAAGUGAGCACCCUGGGGUGGCCAGCCAGGGCCCCCUGGACACCCCGCUCCCUGGCUGGCACCCCACCUGGGUCCUCCCUCCCGGGAGCCAGGGCCGAGGGUGUUUUUGUCUUCCUGGAUGGGGGCCUCUUCAGAGCCCUUGGCUGCUCUGCUCUGCUCUGCUCUGCGCUGUUCCUGGGUACCCAGCGCUGCUGCACCCACGCUGGACACUGCCCAGGGCAUCCCUCCCCUCGCCUCCUUCUUCUUCUCUCUCCUGGAGUUGGAGGCCCAGACUCUGGACCCUGGGGCCACAUUAUUGUAAUAUUUAAUGAUUUAUUCUGAUGGGGAAAAGAAAAGCAAAAAAGAUAAUAUUAAUUUAUUUAAUUAAAAAGAACACUCUCUCUCCCUCCCUGCCAGGACCCCCGUUCCUGGUAAAGCGGGCCGCUCACUUUCUUUGCACGAUGUGCUUUAACUUCCAAGACGCGGCACCCAGCAGAAUCACACCUGGUGGCUCUUGAUGUGGUGAUUUCUGGUGAUUCUACUAGGUGGUUCUGCAGGUGCAGGUGCUCCUCCCCGCUGCCCUUGUGAUUUAAGUGCAGGAGUGAGCGGACGGGUGUGUACACACACACACACACAGACACACACACAGACACACACACAUCUUUUUUUUUUUUUUUUUUUUGCUAUUUGCUGCUACUUAUCCAGACAUUGAAGCUGGUCCAUUUUGGGAGACUUUUUCAUGAAUCCUUUCUCUCACCCUUUAACCCUCUCCAUCUCAGCCAGUUUGGAGGAGAGAGAGAGAGAGAGAGAGAGAGAAGAGAAGAGAAGAGA
Erinaceus europaeus (western European hedgehog) is the source of this 2328-nucleotide messenger RNA. It is a transcript of the gene WNT7A, whose product is annotated as Wnt family member 7A. The coding region runs from base 476 to 1525 and encodes 349 amino acids. Gene Ontology annotation, cellular component: extracellular region. The transcript is spliced from 4 exons. Lineage: Eukaryota; Metazoa; Chordata; Mammalia; Eulipotyphla; Erinaceidae. The record is from RefSeq and is a predicted model, not a curated record. Gene Ontology annotation, molecular function: frizzled binding; cytokine activity. Gene Ontology annotation, biological process: multicellular organism development; cell fate commitment; neuron differentiation.